CCGGAGUCCAUCCCCGCCUCCUCGGGCCCCGCGGGGCCGACGAGUCCGGAGGGGCUGCCGCGGGAGCCCCUAGGUUUCCCUAGAUGAUAAAUCAUCAUUCCUCUUCCUGCCUGAAGAGUGUCUCUGGAAACCUGGGCCAUGGCAUCGAUAUCGGAGCCUGUUACAUUCAGAGAGUUCUGCCCUUUGUACUAUCUUCUCAAUGCCAUCCCCACAAAGAUCCAGAAGGGUUUCCGCUCUAUCAUGGUCUACCUCACAGCGCUCGAUACCAACCAGGACUACAUCGCAGUGGGCAGCAGCAUUGGCAUGCUCUAUCUGUACUGCAGGCACCUCAGCCAGAUGAAGAAGUACAACUUUGAGGGGAAAACAGAAUCCAUCACUGUCGUGAAGUUGCUGAGCUGCUUUGAUGACCUUGUGGCAGCAGGCACAGCCUCUGGGAGAGUUGCGGUUUUUCAACUUGUGUCUUCAUUGCCAGGGAGAAAUAAACAGCUUCGGAGGUUUGAUGUCACUGGUAUUCACAAAAAUAGCAUUACUGCUCUGGCUUGGAGCCCCAAUGGAAUGAAAUUGUUCUCUGGAGAUGACAAAGGGAAAAUUGUCUAUUCUUCUCUGGAUCUAGACCAGGGCACCUGCAACUCCCAGCUGGUGCUGGAGGAGCCGUCCUCCAUCGUGCAGCUGGACUACAGUCAGAAGGUGCUGCUCAUCUCCACCUUGCAGAGAAGCCUGCUCUUCUACACUGAAGAGAAGUCUGUCAGGCAGAUUGGAACACAGGCAAGGAAAAGUACUGGGAAAUUUGGUGCUUGUUUUAUACCAGGAUUGUGUAAGCAGAGUGAUCUAACUCUGUAUGCCUCUCGGCCUGGUCUCCGGCUGUGGAAGGCUGAUGUCCAUGGGACUGUUCAAGCCACAUUCAUCUUAAAGGACGUCUUUGCUGGGGGAGUUGCACCUUUCGAGCUAUACCCACGCCUGGAAUCCUGUGACAGGGGAAGUUACAGCUCCCCUGAGAAACACCUGGGGCUUGUUUCCUGUUUCUUCAGAGAAGGCUGGGUGUUGAGUUGGAAUGAGUACAGCAUCUACCUUCUGGACACCGUCAACCAGGCCACAGUUGCUGGUUUGGAAGGAUCCGGUGAUAUUGUAUCUGUUUCCUGCACAGAAAAUGAAAUAUUUUUCUUAAAGGGAGAUAGGAACAUUAUAAGAAUUUCGAGCAGACCUGAAGGACUAGCAUCAAUAGUGAGAGAUGGUCUGGAGAUAUCAGGAUGCUCGGAGCAUGCCCACAUGCAGCAUCUGGAGAAGCCACUGGGGGCCACAGCUUCCCAGACGAGGCUCAGAGGCUCUUCCGCGGCCAGCUCGGUAGCCAGUGAGCCUCGUAGCAGAAGUAGUUCACUCAACUCCACUGACAGCAGCUUUGGGCUGCUGGCCCCUGGGGGCCAGGUAGUCCCGGAAUCAGGCAAGGGCAACCAACCCUCCUCACAGAGAUUCAGUGUCAUCAGCUCGGAAGACUUUGAGCAGGAGCUUAUUGUGAAACCUAUCAAAGUGAAGAAGAAGAAGAAGAAGAAGAGGACAGAAGGUGGAAGCAGGAAUGCCUGUCACAGUUCCCUUGAAUCGACUCCCUGCUCUGAGUGUCCUGGUGAUAGUCCCCUGUCUUUGAACACCGACCUGCUGUCCUUGACUUCAAGUGUUCUGGGCAGUAGCGUGGAUCAGUUAAGCACAGAGUCUCCUGACCAGGAAAACAGCCUCAGUGCUGAAGUGAACACCAUCCUUCAGGGAAGUACUGACCCUGAAGCAUUUAGUGUCCUGGAAGUGCCUGAGUCUGCCCCUGAUGUGCUGGGUGAAGGAAAUGACUUUAGGACUGAAGUCCCUCCGUGUAACAGUGCACAGGAGACACAUCUGCUUAAUGGGGUACUGGACUUGCCCUUGCUCCCAAGGGAAGAUGUGGAAGAUGGUGAGAUCACAGGCCUCAAAGCAGAGCCUGUUCCUGUGGAGGAUGCCCUGAAGCACGAAGAGACACCCUCCCGAGAACAGGGCAGUGUUGUUGAGGCACUUGAGCUACAAGACAUGGAGGCUGAAGCUCCCCACAGCACUUCUGAAGCCCCUCUCCUGGACUCACCCGUGCUGCAUUCCAUCCCCUGCUGGGCCCCCAGUGCUGAGCAGUGGCUUCCUGGGACUAGAGCUGAUGAAGACUACACUGUAGAGGCCAGCAGCAAAGAGGACAGCCUAACCCACCUGGGAGCUCCUGGCUCCCUUGGCUCACAUCCCUGGCGUGUUGUUACUGAUGAUGACACAGGUCAGAAAGUAACCCCUGCUUCUGAAUGUGACAUGUGGAGGGUGGGAGGACAGUUGACUCCUCUGGUCCCUGCCUUAGUGGCCAGCACUCAUGAGCCUUCUCGGGAUCAAGCUUUGACGUCCAGUGACGAGGAGGACAUCUAUGCUCACGGGCUCCCAUCUUCAUCCUCAGAGACUAGUGUGACAGAGCUCAGAGCCAGUCACUCCCUACAGGACCUGAGCCGGCCAGGUGCAGAUGACGCCACACUGCUCAAGUUGGACCAGUUUGCAGAGAGCUGGAUGGGCUACUCGGGUCCUGGCUAUGGCAUACUCAGCUUGGCGGUCUCCGAGAAGUAUAUUUGGUGCCUGGACUACAAAGGCAGCCUGUUCUGCAGUGCACUGCCAGGCGCUGGGCUGCGCUGGCAGAAGUUUGAAGAUGCGGUCCAGCAGGUGGCGGUCUCCCCUUCAGGAGCCCUUCUCUGGAAAAUUGAGCAGAAAUCUAACCGUGCUUUUGCUUGUGGAAAAGUCACCAUCAAGGGGAAGCGGCACUGGUAUGAAGCCCUGCCCCAGGCAGUGUUUGUGGCCCUGAGUGAUGACACGGCCUGGAUCAUCAGAACCAACGGAGACCUGUACCUACAGACAGGUCUCAGCGUGGAUCGCCCCUGUGCCCGAGCCGUGAAGGUCGACUGUCCUUACCCACUGUCCCAGAUCACAGCCCGGAACAGUGUGGUGUGGGCACUGACAGAACAGAGGGCCCUCCUGUACCGGGAGGGCGUGAGCAGCUUCUGUCCAGAAGGGGAGCAGUGGAAGUGUGACAUUGUCAGUGAAAAGCAAGCUUUGGAGCCUGUCUGCAUAACUCUCGGGGAUCAGCACACCUUGUGGGCUCUGGACAUUCGUGGAAAGCUAUGGUUCAGAACUGGCGUGGUUCCCAAGAAGCCGCAAGGAGAUGACAGCCACUGGUGGCAAGUGAGCAUCACGGACUACGUGGUGUUUGACCAGUGCAGCUUAUUCCAGACGAUUAUCCAGGCCACACACUCGGUGGCCACAGCAGCCCAGGCGCCUGUAGAAAAGGUAGCAGACAAACUGCGCCUGGCAUUUUGGUCUCAGCAGCUUCAGUGCCAGCCCAGCCUGCUGGGAGUUAACCACAGUGGCGUCUGGAUCUGCGCAGGCAAGAAUGAGUUCCACGUGGCCAAAGGAAGUCUCAUAGGCACUUAUUGGAAUAAUGUCGUUCCCCGGGGGACAGCUUCUGCAACCAAAUGGGCCUUUGUGUUGGCUUCUGCUGCUCCCACCAAGGAAGGAAGCUCUUUGUGGCUGUGCCAGAGCAGCAAGGAUCUGUGCAGCAUCAGCACCCAGAGCCCAGAGAGCCGCCCCUCCACAGUGCAGCUGCCCCCCGACGCUGAGAUGAGAGCCUAUGCUGCCUGCCGGGAUGCGCUGUGGGCCUUGGACAGCCUCGGCCAGGUGUUUAUCAGGACGCUAUCCAAGAGCUGCCCCACAGGCAUGCACUGGACAAGGUUGGACCUUUCCCAGCUAGGAGCCAUAAAACUGACGAGCUUGGCAUGUGGAAGUCAGCACAUCUGGGCCUGUGAUUCCAGGGGUGGAGUUUACUUCCGUGUAGGCACCCAGCCUCUGAAUCCCAGUCUGAUGCUCCCAGCCUGGAUCAUGAUUGAACCACCUGUCCAGCCAGCCGGGGUCACCUUGGUCAGCAUCCAUUCCAGUCCCAACGACCAGAUGCUGUGGGCCCUCGACAGCAGGUGGAACGUGCAUGUCCGGACCGGGAUCACCGAGGAGAUGCCUGUGGGGACUGACUGGGAGCACGUGCCUGGGCUGCAGGCCUGCCAGCUGGCACUGAGCACAAGGACCGUGUGGGCCCGCUGUCCAGAUGGUGACCUGGCCCGGCGCUACGGCAUCACAGACAAAAACCCUGCUGGGGACUACUGGAAGAAAAUUCCCGGAAAUGCGUCCUGUUUCACAGUGACCGCGUCUGAUGAGCUGUGGGCAGUGGGCCCCCCAGGCUACCUCCUCCAGCGGCUGACUAAGACAUUCAGCCGUUCACAUGGCACCCAGAAGAACAGUCAGGUGGCCACCACCCACCCUGAGGACCUGGAGGAUGAAUGGGAGGUCAUCUGAAGGAACUCUGGGCAGCCACUCAGGAGGGAGAAUGCCAAGGUUCUUCAGUGGACACUGCUGAUUUCCAAGUCACUCACUCGUCAAUGCCUCAUCAACCCUGCCCAGACACGUCUGUUCUCGUGGACGCCCCACACCUGCCUUCAUCUAUGUUGAUUUCCAUCUCAUUCCAGCACCCAGCGCCUCAGCUGAGUGCCCGGAGCUGUUGCUGUAGCAGCAGCACCUCUGACCUCUUGCCAAAGUCACCUCCAAGCAGGUGCAAUGGCUGUGGCCCCAUUGCAUGCACUAGUUCCCUGUGCUGAGGUCAAAUUCUCCACACUCCAGGUCCUGUUUAUGGGAGACAACGUGGGGAACAGGGCGAGUCUGAACCAGGAUCCAGGGACACCUGUAGCCAGCACAGGCAACAGGGCACCCGGACUGUGUCCACGUGAGUAGUCCUGGGCUCAGUGCAGCUACAGGUCAGUGCCCUCCAACCUCUGGACGUGCCUGGUGAUGGUGUCCUCUUCCUCACAGGGCCCCACUUCCUCCCUGAGAGGCAGGUUCCAUUGCACACUGCCUGCUCCAGGAGGAACUUGGGGCCGUCCGUGUUGGGGAGAGGGCGCUGGCCGUGCAGGCUGAAGACACACACAGGCACACCACGCCUCACUGCUGCCUGCACGGCCAGCGGCAAACGCGCCUCACCAGACAGUGAGGGCUGCUGGGGGCCAGCUAGUGAGCGUCAGGCUCUGUCUCGGGCGGCCUGGCCCAGGAGUACCCUGGUCAGACGCAGGGGAGCUGAGCUGUGGUAGCUAGCUUAGAAAUGUCCUUGGAGUGCUGUCAAAUGCUGCUGGUGGAUGUCACAAAGCCAGAUAUGUCCUCGGAGGACAGAUCUCCAAGUUAUUGCCUUUUUUGUUAUAUUACAAACCUGCAUAAGAUACCUCAUUUGAAAUCAAAUCUUACAAAUUUAGAAGAGAAGUGUAUUUCUGGAGACAAGGGAGGGCCUUCUGUUCCUUCCAGAGGGUUAGCCUGAGCCUGUCCUGUCUUGGCUGGGGCUUCAGAGCAAUGGCCAUCCCCAGAAUGUCCUUGACUGGCAGCCUGGCCUGGUGCCCGGGUAGGUGACACAGUGCCUGCUGUAGAGAGUUGCUGUGGCCUCCUCCUGGUGGUCUUUGUGGUCCACAGGCAUCUUGAGUUUCAGGACGAGGCUGCUCCACCACGUGUCCACCCUGAGCCCGCCCCUGGCAGCUCCCAGCUGGACUCUCGGCUGGCUGCUACCCCACCUUGCCCAGGCUGGGGAGCCCCCACAGGUCUUGGGAAGGACCCCCCGGCAGCCAUGGAGAGGGAGGCUUUUCAAAUCUCAGCAGGAGAUGCUGAAACCCACUUCACUUUUAUAGAGCCCUUUUGUAAGAGUUUGGUGACUGUGGAGGCACCCCCAGGUGGGCUGCUCCUCUUCUGCAUCUGUUGUGCCUUGCCGGCUCCGCCCGGAUGGCAGCGCCCUCCUAAGCCCGUGGGACCUUAGUGCAAUUAAACCCAAGUCUAGUUGAUACUUUUAGACUACUUUUAGCUUCUGUGCUUUGCACAGUUUUAUUUCUGGUUUUAAUUUUAGUUGUGCUUUGAGAUCGUGCAAUAAACUAGACUUUUUCCAAA
This is a messenger RNA of Marmota flaviventris (yellow-bellied marmot), 6000 nucleotides long. RefSeq names its product tectonin beta-propeller repeat containing 2 (gene Tecpr2). NCBI's taxonomy places the organism in Eukaryota, Metazoa, Chordata, Mammalia, Rodentia, Sciuridae. The record is from RefSeq and is a predicted model, not a curated record. Gene Ontology annotation, molecular function: protein binding.